Molecule: messenger RNA, 1569 nt
Organism: Bemisia tabaci
Lineage: Eukaryota; Metazoa; Arthropoda; Insecta; Hemiptera; Aleyrodidae
Product: cathepsin L 2-like
Biological process (GO): proteolysis
Molecular function (GO): cysteine-type peptidase activity
Source: RefSeq, a predicted model, not a curated record
ACCCAGUUUGGUAGAGCAUGCGCUGCUUGUUAUUCUUUUGCACCAGUCGGUGCUGUUGAGAUCGUGUUGGCUAGGGCAGAAGGCAAGAUCACCCUGCUCUCCAAACAAACCUUGAUCGACUGCGAUACUGGAAGCUGGGGCUGCGAGGGUGGGACGAUUGCCAAUUCCAUGGAAUAUAUCAAGAAAUAUGGGUUACCAACCGCCAUAGCAUACCCAUACACAGCGAUGACCGGUAAUUGUAAAACCCACGUAGCCGUAAAUCCUUACGCAAAGAUUGCUGACUUCAUCCGGGCGGAUCCACGUAAACUGGAGGAACAUUUACGAUUCAGUCCACUCCCAACUGACGUGCACGCCAAGGCGGAGCUUCAAUUCUACGUUUCAGGAGUAUUUGAAUCAGACAAUUGUCCCGAUGGGCCAGGAGACGCAAAUCACGGCGUUGUUAUUGUUGGGCACUACAAAGACGCGUGGAUCCUCCGGGACAGUGCACCUAGCAGUUGGGGCUUACAGGGCCACUUCCUAAUGCAGAAAGGGAUAUGUGGCAUUGGAAGCACAGAUUUUGAGAGUUUUGAAAUAUAUAAUCCGCACCGACCGAAAAUGAGGAGAAACACAUACUCAUUCCCUUGAAUUGAACAAGUGGAUUGCAAUUGAAAAUCAUCACAGUAGUUGAGGAUUAUGCACCCAACGCCACCAUAUUACAUUUGGACGUAUUUCUGCCAAACGCAUUGGCGGAUCCAGCAAAUUGGCAACAUUGUUUUUUCUCCAUUUAAAUGUAUGGAAAUGUAUCGAUUCGUGAAGGGGCCAGGUGUUCCGAGAAGAAUCGAUUAUUUAACAUGGGUUUGAAUGGAGGUAAUCCUGUGUUGCCAAAUUGCUGGAUCCGCCCCUGGUCAAACGGAACUACUGACGAGGGGAAAAGAUGGGGCGUGCUAUAGAGAGCUGCAUAAGAAACAAUGUUAUAGUGGACGUGAUUCUCUUCGGUGAAAUGGAAAAGCGAGAUUUUACAUUCUGUCAAACGGAACUAAGUGCCAACUGAAUGUGGCAUUCAUGAGCCAUGGAAAUGGUAAAAGAACAUUGUGGACAGGGCUCAUGAGUUGAAGCCGAGCAAGAGCGACAACGGAGACGGCUUCUUUGCCGUUGACGUCACUGGAGUUUUAUAAUUCACAUUCAUCCUUACGGUCCUCAACUAACGAGCACACCUCUUAUUUCCCACCUAUGCCUCUAAUUCUGUUUGGCAGAAAUUCGUCCGUUUGUUUGAAGAUUUACUACGAAAGGAACACAAUGUUCUGUCAAAUAAGCGAGUGUAGUGAGUUGAAGUUAAAAUGUAAAUCUUUUAAUGUUUGACUUAGGUAAUUAUUAGAUUAAUGUAUGAUAUUUUUAUUUAAAUUGUCUCGUUUGAUUUAUAAUGAUCUCGACGAUUUUCACUCCAGUGCAAAUUCAGAAUCGACCGAAACUUAAGCAUUAGGAAGUUUUCAAGAGUUACCAUUACAUCAAUUAGACAUAAUAUUAAGUUAUUUUUGCUCUACCUCUUCUCCUUAAUUCAAAUUAUAAAUAAAGUCAUUUUGUACCAAUGAA